AGAGAGAGUGAGUGAGAGAGAGCGGAAAACUUCAGCUGAUCUGCUCAUGGCUGUUCUUUGAAUCUGAAGUGUUUACCAUGAAGCACAAGGACUUUAUAUCGACCGUCGGCGUUAUUAAUGACAGCUCUGUAGAUUGACAGCUUAGGUUGAUAGGUUUAGACACUUAACGCGUAGUUUGUUUAUUUGAGACCGAGACACAUUUGCGCCAAAACACGCGUACGGACUCGGGAGACCCGCGUGCUUUCACCAGGGCGCGUAUUAAGUCUCGGAGGGUCCGAAUAAAAGCAGUUAUCCGGGAUUCGGGGUUCAAACUUCCCUCCUUUUCCUUUGUGCCGGAGGACGAGCACAGGCCGGCGCGCGCGACAGCAACAGGCCGCGGGUUAAGAAGCGCUGAGAGGCACAGAGACAGCCAGCCUGUGUGUGUGUGUGAGAGGAUCCAGCGCUGCUCUUUUCAGGAAUAUAAGCGAUUUUAAAGCACAACAAUGGAUCCAAACUCAGCAUCAGCGGGCGCUCCCAAAAGUGGGAAAGACAAGGAUAAGAAAAGCAAGAAGAACUACGAAGAUGGAGACGGAAAGAAGAAGUUUACUCUCAAACGGCUGAUUCCUGAUGAGCUGGAGCGCUUCACUAGCAUGCGGACGAAGAAGGAGAAGGCGGUCCCGAUGGCGAACAGACACUCAGCGGCCGCCCAGUAUGAGCUCCCGUCACAGUCCUCGUCCCUGCACGAGCUCUCCGAUGACCAUGUGCUCGACCUGUUUGAGCAGAUGCUGGUGGAUAUGAAUCUGAAUGAGGAGAAGCAGCAGCCGCUGAGACAGAAGGAUAUCAUCAUCAAGAGAGAGAUGGUGUCUCAGUAUCUGCACACCUCCAAUGCUGGCAGGAGCCAGAAGGAGAGCUCGAAGUCGGCGCUGAUAUACAUCCAGGAACUGAAGACCGAUUUGAGAGACGCACAGUUACUGGGCUGCCUGGAGUCACUGCGGGUGUCAUUAAACAACAACCCCGUCAGUUGGGUCCAGACGUUUGGAGACGAGGGUUUGGCUUUGCUUCUGGCGUUCCUCAAGAAACUUCAAGAAGAGAGAGAUGAAUCAUUAAAUGCUGGGAUUGGUGUUAAAUGUCAACAUGAGAUCAUUCGAUGUCUCAAAGCGUUCAUGAACAACAAGCACGGUCUUAAAGCCAUGCUGAUGUCACCAGAGGGAAUCCCUCUCCUCGUGCGAUCCAUCAAUCCUAAAGUCCCACACAUGAUGGUGGAUGUUGUCAGAAUUCUGUCUGCCAUCUGUAUCCUGGAGCAUCCGGCAAACAGUCACGAGCGUGUUCUGGAGUGUAUCACUGAACAUGGUGAAGAGCAGGAGGUCGAGAGGUUCCAGCCGCUGCUGUCCGGCAUGCAGAAGAACUCCAUCACUCUCAAGGCCGGCUGUAUGCAGCUGAUCAACGCUCUCAUCAGUCGCGUGGAGGAACUGGACUUCAGGAUCCAUCUGAGAUCAGAGCUCAUGAGACUGGGACUCAAAGACAUGCUCAAGGAAGUGAGGUCGAUAGAGAACGAGGAGCUCAAGGUGCAGUUGCAGGUGUUUGAAGAGCAGGCUGAGGAAGACUCUGAAGAUCUUCGCUCGCGGUUGGACGAUGUCCGCAUUGAGAUGGAUGAUGUGACUGAAGUCUUCCAGAUCUUGAUGAACACAGUAAAGGACUCUAAAGCUGAACCUCUGUUCCUGUCGCUGCUCCAGCAUCUGCUUCUGGUCCGAAACGACUACAUGUCCAGGCCUCAGUACUACAAACUCAUCGAUGAGUGUACGGCUCAGAUCGUUCUGCACAGGAACGGCUGUGAUCCUGACUUCAAAUGUAGGAAGUUUGAGCUGGACGUCGGUUUUCUGAUUGAUAACAUGGUUGAUCAGACCAAAGUGGAAAUCAGUGAAGCCAAGGCCACGGAUCUGGCAAAGAAGCUGGAGGCAGAGUUGACGGCCCGGCACGAACUGCAGGUGGAGCUGAAGAAGAUGGAGGCCGAUUACCAGCUGAAGGUUCAGGAGCUCAGCGCUGACAAAGACACGCUGGGGAAGGAGAAGAGCGAGAGAGAGAAGGAGAACCAGGGCCUGCAGUCUGAGAUCAGCCAACUGAAGGAGAAGAUCGACAAGCUUUCAAAAGAUCUCAAAGAAGCCAAAGCGAAGGUCAUCACCGUACAAGUGCCUGUGGCUCCGCCUCCUCCUCGUCCAGGUGAAGCCUGCCUCCCCGCACCAGGUCCUCCUCCACCACCGCCACCUCCUCCACCUCCUCUUCCCGGACAGACAUCCAUGCCUUUACCUCCUCCACCUCCUCCUCUUCCUGGGGCAGCCGGCAUGCCUCCGCCCCCUCCACCUCCUCCUUUACCCGGAGCACAUGGCAUGCCUCCUCCUCCACCCCCAUUGCCAGGCGCUCCUGGUAUGCCGCCUCCUCCUCCUCCUUUACCAGGAGCACCUGGUAUGCCUCCUCCUCCCCCUCCUCCGCCUGGGAUGCCCGGCAUGCCUCCUCCACCUCCUCCAAUGGGCGGCCCUGGAAUGCCUCCGCCCCCUCCAGGCGGGUUUGGUGGAUGGGCACCUCAGGUUCCUCAGCUGCCCUUCGGCCUACAGCCCAAGAAAGACUACACACCUGAGGUGCAGCUGAAGAGAGCCAACUGGAGCAAGAUCGCACCGGAGGAUCUUUCUGAGAGCAGUUUCUGGGUGAAGGCCAACGAGGAGCGCUACGAGAACAAGGAGCUGUUUGCCAAACUCACACUGACCUUCUCCACACAGACCAAGACCUCUAAAGUUAAGAAAGAUCAAGAGGGAUCAGAUGAGAAGAAAAACGCUCAGAAGAAGAAGGUGAAGGAGCUGAAGGUGCUCGACUCCAAAACAUCCCAGAAUCUCUCUAUAUUCUUGGGUUCAAACAGGAUGCCUUAUGAAGAGAUGAAGAAUGUCAUCCUGGAGGUCAACGAGAAAGUUCUCUCUGAAAACAUGGUGCAGAGUUUGCUGAAGCUGCUGCCGGAGCAGGAACAGCUCAACACAUUAACAGAGCUGAAAGAUGAGUACGAGGAGCUGGCUGAGUCGGAGCAGUUCGGAGUCGUGAUCAGUUCAGUGAAGCGUCUGAAGCCCCGUCUGAGCGCCAUCCUCUUCAAGCUCCAGUUCGAGGAGCAGGUGAAUAACGUGAAGCCUGAAGUGGUGGCGGUGACGGCCGCCUGUGAGGAGCUUCGCAAGAGCGAGGGAUUCGCCAAACUGCUGGAGCUCACGCUGCUGCUGGGGAACUUCAUGAACGCAGGAUCGCGCAACGCCAAAGCUUUCGGAUUCAGCAUCAGUUACCUGUGCAAGUUGCGAGACACUAAAUCAGCAGAUCAGAAACAGACUCUCCUGCACUUCCUGGCGGACACAUGUCAGGAGCAGCACCCUGAGGUCAUGGCCUUCCCAGACGAACUCAUCCACGUGGAGAAAGCCAGCAGAGUGUCGGCGGAGACGCUCCUGAAGAAUAUAGAUCAGAUGGGAAAGCAGAUUAAAAACCUGGAGAAAGACAUUGAGACGUUCCCCCCUCCGCAGAGCGACAAGGACAAAUUUGUGGAGAAAAUGACCAGUUUUGUUUCGGCGGCUCGUGAGCAGUUUGAGAAGCUGCAGCUGAUGCACGAGAACAUGGAGAAGCAGUACGAGGAUUUGGGCAAGUUCUUUGUGUUCGACCCCAAAAAGAUGAGCCCAGAAGAGUUAUUCGGUGACCUCAACAACUUCAGGACCAUGUUCCAGCAAGCGGUGAAGGAGAACCAGAAGCGGAAAGAGGCCGAGGAGAAGAUCCGGCGAGCCAAACUGGCGAAAGAGAAAGCGGAAAAAGAGAAAGAGGAGAAACAGAAGAGAAUCAACGAGGGAAAGAUACUCAACAUUAGUGAUGAUGGAGAUGAGACUGGUAUCAUGGAUGGUCUGUUGGAGGCGCUGCAGUCUGGAGCCGCUUUCAAGAGGAAGAGAGGACCACGACAAGCAGCCAACAAUCGUCGAGGAGCCGGUCAUGCCGUGACGAACCUUCUCGCCAAAGAGCUUCUUCAGGAGAGCGGCCCGUCCAGUGCCACGAAAAAGACCCGACCGAACACGGAGGACAGGAAGGACUCGACUCCCGAGGACACGGGCUCGCUGGAGGAUCUGUUAGAUGACGCUCCGUUACGGUCAAAUUAAACACUUCCUCUGCUGGUCCUGCUGGACAAAAGACACAAUGUGUUUUAAGGGACCAAAUCUGCAAGGGCGGGGCUCUCGUUAAGCCACACCCCCUUGAGUGAGUCCAUACGGCUUCCUAUCGGCCGUCACACAGGAGGAGCGGUUUCGUCGUUUUCUAGCCUCUUUCACUCUACACACAAGAUUCAAGAUCUGUUCAUCUCUCAUCCGCUUUUUGCAAGAUUCCAAAGAUUUGUAAAUAGAUUCCAGAAUGUUUCAUUCCAUUCCAAAUUCCGCUUCCUGUUUCUUUUCAGAACACUGUUCCGCUUAAGCUUUUUUUGUUGGUUGUUGACUUUGAAACAUAUCACGUGGCUGAAUGUUUGAAACGAGUUGCGUUAUUGUUCUCGAAACGCACCGUGCCAAUAACGUCGAGCCCAUAAAUGCAUGUUCGGUUGGUGUGUGCUUGAGGUGUUCCCACUGAGGUCCUGUAGGCCAUCACGAGAGUUAAAGAAGGUCUGGGACCUGUUCACGAGAUUAGUUCUCUCUUCUGUCGUUUAAAUCUCCAGUCUAGUCUAAAUCAUUGCAUUGAAUUAAAUAUCACAGUUUAUGCAAGAACAGUUUUCGGGUCGACUCGAUAAAAAGUGACUUCACCACUGUUUUAUGAAAUAAUUGUUUGCGCUGCACUGCCUAAACUUUCACACACACGGGUUGGUGAACGGCGGCUGUCAGUUUUGUGUUUGUGUGUGUGAAGUGCUGUAGUCCGUCUACUGUUUACUGGAACUGCUGAUACACACUCGUUCAUCUUUCGUCAUCAUAAGACAGAUCAAUGUCAUGUUCAGGGUUUAACCUGUAAGAGUAAAACGCUCGCGUGGAUAAACUGGAGAAUACAUUCAUUUUGAGGGCACGACCUUUGGCAUUUAUUUCUCUGGUAAAUGGUUUGAUCGAGUUCUGCACAUAGGUUUAUUAAACUGGAGUCUUUCUCUUAGCAGUCUUCGCAAAUAUCCCCAACAGAUCUUGUUCAACAAGUGGACCUUUAAGACUGAGUCAGUGACCUCAGAGUUUUGCAAUAUGACUUACCUGAAUGAGGGUAGAGAUCACUGUUUAAAGCCAUAGCUCUGACUGCAUCCGCACGAAAUCCUGAGAAAUGUUCUUCCAGAUUAUAGUAGAUUAAAACCUAUGUAUGUGUUUAUGUAAUGUGUGUUAACUCCACCACAUCUGAAAGAGCUUGAGAACGUCCUGUGUUUUUUCCCACCCCCCAGAGUUUUUGAAGCCAAAUUUCCAAUUGUUGAGAUUUUUGUGGACUGAUUUUGAGGACCCUGCAAGCCGACAGAUUGUGCUGAAAGGCUUCACGGGUGCUUGUGCGAGUAUACGGUUUCACUUUGUUGGAAAAGCUGGAUAAAGAUCACUGGAAAAACAAAGAGACUUUGCGUUUUCUUUGUUUUGAUGUUUUUUUAUGAACAGUUUUUCUGUCAUUUUUUAUUGUGGAUUGUUUUACUGUAAUAAUAGAGAUUGUAUUGGUGAGAUCCAUUUGGUCAAAUUGUGUAUAUUGCGUUUUGACUGUAGAGAUGUUUAUUCUGGUUAUCUCUGAACUUACACCAUUAAAUUCUUUAAUACUGU
Molecule: messenger RNA, 5735 nt
Organism: Pimephales promelas (fathead minnow)
Lineage: Eukaryota; Metazoa; Chordata; Actinopteri; Cypriniformes; Leuciscidae
Source: RefSeq, a predicted model, not a curated record